GCCGGCCCCUUCCGGUUGCGUAAUCUCAGCGUGAUGGCGGCGCCUAGGGCGCCCCUGCACCUGGUGACCCCAGUAUGGAGCGGAGGUACCUGGGGCAUUCGUGGCCUGAGCAGUGCUGUGGCCCCAGAGGGCAAUAAGAAGAGGACGCUGCUUCAGUUACUGUGUGGCUACUUCAGUGGUGUCCGGGUGCUGAGGGAGUACCAGUUCAGAAAGCAGCUACAGAAGGUGCAAAAGAAAAAUCGAUCCUUCACCUAUAUCCAGGACCGCUACGGCCCGGACAUCGCUGGAGCCUACUUCAUCCUGAAGCUGGGAGGCUCAGUCAAGUUUCAGGGCAAUGAGUGGAUGGGGCCAAAGGACCAUGGCCACUCAUUGGACGUCUUGAAGCUCCAGGCAGUGCCUGUGGAGGCUGUUGAUGCCAGUGGUUGUGCCAUCAACUACCAAGGCCUGGACAACCUCUUGGCCCUGAAGGAGCUGCGGUCCCUGUCCCUGCAGCGCUGUCCCCAUGUGGAUGACUGGUGUCUCAGCCGCCUCUACCUGAUGGCAAACUCUUUGCAGGAGCUCUCAGUGGCCGGUUGCCCCCAAGUCUCAGAACGGGGCCUGGCCUGCCUCCACCACCUCCAGAACCUCCACAGAUUGGAUAUAUCUGACCUCCCUGCUGUAACCAACCCGAGCCUCACUCAGAUCUUGGUGGAGGAGAUGCUGCCCAACUGUGAGGUCAUGGGAGCUGACUGGACCCACAGCCUGAACCCACAACCAGAAGAUGAGUCUCAGGACAUAGCCAGCCCUUCGGCUCCUUCCCCAUCCAGCCGUAGCUCAGCGGGGUGACAUUGAGUGUCUGGCUCUCCUCCAGACUUCCAGAGUCACCGCAGGGGCCAGGUGGUGUGAAGGGAGGGACACUGGCAGGUCAGAGAGAAGGAGAGCCGGAGGCUGAGCUGCUUACUCCACACCGGAGGCUGUUCUGGCUUCCUGCACCCUGGGCUGCAAGUCACAGCUCCUGCCAUCCUGCCAGGCAGCCCUUCCACUCAUUUCUCUCCUUCCCAACUCUUCCCAGGCCUGCGAGUAAGAACUUCUGACUGAUAAGUAGCCCGUGGAGUUAUACUCUGCCCGGUAUUACACCGCCAUCACCCCCGGCUUGCCCACUGUUCUGUCACAAAAUAUCCUGAGAUUUUUCACACGAUCCUUUCUUGAGCCUGCUGCCAUUUCCUGUUGGCACCCUGGCAAGGGGCGCUGUGGCUCUGCAGGGAUCUCUCUUCCCCAUGAGGGGCUGCUGGCCACAGGGCCCCACAUCCCUGACCCACACUCCUGGCCCCACCUGGGUGUUCCUGCCCAUUAAUUUAUUGUCUCUCAGGCCGGGCAGUGGUGCACCUGGCAGAGUGCACAUCACAGUGCACAGGGACCUAGUUCAAGCUCCCGGUCCCCACCUGCAGGGGGAAACUUCAUAAAUGGUGAAGCAGUACUGCAGGUAUCUCUAUCGCUCUCCCUAUCUCCCUCCCCCUUCCCUAUCGUUCUCUGGCUAUCUCUAUCCUAAAUAAAUAAAAUAUUUGUAAACAAAAAAAA
This is a messenger RNA of Erinaceus europaeus (western European hedgehog), 1557 nucleotides long. It is a transcript of the gene DMAC2, whose product is annotated as distal membrane arm assembly component 2. NCBI's taxonomy places the organism in Eukaryota, Metazoa, Chordata, Mammalia, Eulipotyphla, Erinaceidae. The coding region runs from base 34 to 825 and encodes 263 amino acids. The transcript has 6 exons. The record is from RefSeq and is a predicted model, not a curated record.